Molecule: messenger RNA, 1953 nt
Organism: Exophiala xenobiotica
Lineage: Eukaryota; Fungi; Ascomycota; Eurotiomycetes; Chaetothyriales; Herpotrichiellaceae
Exons: 1
Coding region: 1-1953 (650 amino acids)
Biological process (GO): DNA-templated transcription
Cellular component (GO): nucleus
Molecular function (GO): DNA binding; zinc ion binding
Source: RefSeq, a predicted model, not a curated record
AUGAUUGCUUUUUCAGUCAAUCAUAUGUGUGGAAAGACCCUGACUGGGUACGAGCAAUUCUCAUCAUCCGACUUCAUGGAACAGGCGGUGCGCGACGUCGGCGCCGCUCUGACCGAAUGUGGUGAUGACCCUCCGCCUCUAUGUUUGCUCCAAGCUCUGAUUCUAGUGACUCAUGGGCUGUUGAUCAGGGGUGUUCGUGGGAGAGCGUGGAGGCAUCUUGGCCUUUGCAUACGGAUCGCUCUGGAAUUGAAUUUGUAUGCAGUGGACGCAAACAAGGAUCCGAAUGCUUGCUCUACAGAUGUGGAGCAGUGGUGCAAGGAGGAAGAGCAGCGGCGCGCCUACUGGGCUAUAUGGGAGAUGGAUCAAUUCGCAAACCAUCUCAAACAUAUUCCUAUGACCGUGGACUGGACGCAGAACUACGUGCUGCUUCCUGCUGAGGAUGAGAAAUGGUUUCGCGGCCAGCCUCAGCGGAGUUGUUUUCUAGAUUCGGACCUGAUCACACGAUCAAAGACCCUCCAUGCCACGGGAAACAAAUCCGACAGAGCUUGGUAUAUUGUGAUGGCUUCUCUGAACCCCGAAGCGCACGACCUAGCCUACCCCAGCGAGAGAAUCUAUCGGGCUUCGGGACUGGGAAAGGUCGUCUUCGACAACAAAGACGGAGAACCCUCCAAAGAGUGGAUUUGUUCAAUCUUGUUCAACGCAAUCCAGCUCUGUACCAUUCUGCUACCUCCAGAGCUGAAAUUCCAAGGGCAGUACCUCGAGUUUGGCACAAGGACAUUCGGAAAAGGUACCGACUCGGCGAGCCUGCACAGCCAGAGCUCGAUAUACCUGUUGGCGAUGAUGCCGGAGAUCGCGAGGCUGCUUGCUCUCCGUCCGUAUGUAGUUGAAGCGUUUGCGCGAAAGUUUCUCGACACGACGGACAAAGAUGAACGUUGCAAGUCAAUGCGAGAACCCUCCACACGGUCCCAAGGAGCGACACGUGAGGUCACACAAUGUCGCAAUGCUGCCGAGGCCGUUCUGAAUAUUGCCGCGAACUGUCACGAGAAACACUACCAGUACGUCAACCCAUACGUGGCCAGCGCCUCUUGGCUAGCCGCGACCACGAAUCUGCUGCUACAAGAGUUGUCCGAAGACCAGUCGGAGAAAAGUAUGAUACGGGCGAAAUUCGAAGUCUUGAAAGCCACCAACGAUCGAUUCAUCCAGUAUUGGGACAUGUCUACCGUUCCGAAGCAAAAUCUCGACACCUUGGCUAAUAAGCUGAAGCAGUUUACGGCUCACCCUGAGAACGUAGCGAAACGUCGAGACGAAAACAGGUCAGAAUCGGCAUCGGCCGGAACACGACUAGGGUUCAAGUCCCCUCCAAGCGUGGGUCGACCUGCACGUUACACUCGCAAAGACUGUGGCCGACACGGUGGGGAUACGCACACACCAUCGGGCUCUCGCCGUGUAUCCGGUCAGGCACAAGCAGCGGUGGUGGUGGUGGCGGCGGCGGCGGCGUCGUCGUCGGCGUUAUCAUCAUUGUCACCGAGGAACAGGACUAACGUUGGCAUGGACGCGGGUCAGACUCAGGACAAGAAUGUCGCUCUUGAUAGCAGCGCACAUAUGCACGUUCAAGGGGUCGCGGCAGCGAUGGAUGCCGUGCUGUCGCCCGAUCAAGUGUUCGAGCCCACCAUGCAUUCAAAUCUCGAUUCUGACUUCGGUCUGGGAGAUCGCAACGUGAGCUUGCUCUCACACAAUCCGUGCACUAGGGCCCACGGCCUAAUUGCCGGGACAGGUUCAGAGCAAGAUUAUGCCACGACUUCUCACUGGGAGGCACCCGAGCUUGAGCAGUCCCAUAUACAGGGGACCACGAACAGUAAUCCGUCGGACUGGUUUUCGUUCUACCCUGACGCCGAGUUUGGUGGAGAUCUAUUGGAAUAUUUCGAUGUCUUCUCGGGUCCUUUUCUCGGGUAG